Messenger RNA from Lasiosphaeria miniovina, 867 nucleotides. Its product is annotated as Cenp-O kinetochore centromere component-domain-containing protein. The transcript is spliced from 2 exons. Bases 1 to 867 code for a protein of 288 amino acids. Gene Ontology annotation, cellular component: kinetochore; Mis6-Sim4 complex. The record is from RefSeq and is a predicted model, not a curated record. NCBI's taxonomy places the organism in Eukaryota, Fungi, Ascomycota, Sordariomycetes, Sordariales, Lasiosphaeriaceae.
AUGGAAUCGGAAUUAGUAUCGGCAUCGGCAUCAACAUUAGCUCUUGAUGAUGGUAUUGAGAAUUUGCAGGCGCGAGUCUCAUCCCUGAAGAAGCAGCUGCGUGUGCAGACUUCGACGCUCAUCGCGGCGCCGUCAACACGGGAGCUGCUGUCCGGCGCUCCACGGGCCGGCAAACUGCUCGCGCAAGCGGCCGCGCAAGAGGCGCACAACCAGCAGUGUCUGUACCGCGCGUGUGCCUCCAUCACCACAUUUCGCGUGCAGGACCCCGACCCCAACGCCGUCGACGGCGGUGCCGCGCUGGGCCUGCGCGUCGAGGUCGUCAGCCGGGCCAAGUUCCUACGCCCAUACUACGUACUACUCAACCGUCCCUAUCCCAACGCCAGCCGCCACCUGCGCGUCCACCGCCACACCGUUCCGCCCUGCAUCCCCUUGGCUGGCCUGGCAGCGCGUCAUCUCCCUCCCCCGCCUGCCCCGGACCAGGGCCUGGCGCGGUUUGCGCGUUCGCUGCGCCGCGAGAUUGUCCGCUACCACCACCGCCUGGGCGUCGUGGCUGAUCUGCGUAAGGCCGCUGGGUUGGGCCGGAAGAAGAAGCGAAUUGCCGAAGACGAGGGCGGUGAGGAAGAGCAGGAGGAGGAGCGACAGGCGCGGGGGCUGAUCAACAUUAAUCCCGCCGAUGCCGAGGCGAAGCAGCUGAGCAUCGAAUGGGUUGACGGCCGCACCGGUCGGCUGGUCUUGGGCGACGACGGUGAAAUUCUCAAGUUUGUGGCUGUCGGCGAUAACGGCCGAGACCGCGACGCCGUAAGGGAGCUCCUCGGCGGCGCAGCCCGGGUGGAUGAAGUGGUGGAGCGGCUGGCAUCUUCUGGGUGA